Parnassius apollo (apollo) is the source of this 444-nucleotide messenger RNA. The record is from the annotation of a GenBank genome assembly. NCBI's taxonomy places the organism in Eukaryota, Metazoa, Arthropoda, Insecta, Lepidoptera, Papilionidae.
AUGGCCGCCGAGCUUCAGCAUGUCAAGCAAGUGUUGCAAGACAAACAAGCUUCGGGUCCCGCGCCGAGUGAAGCCGGCCACAGUCGAGCGCCCGCCUGCUGUACUGCCGUAUUUCGGAGGAGUCACAGACAAGGUCAUUACUCUGAACGUUCGGUACAUCGAUUAUACACAAAAAUGGAAGGAAAUACUUCUCACAAAGAAAAUCUUGAUCCAGUUACUCCAAUGCAAGAUCCUGUGAUAUCAACUAAUCCUGUAGUUAUAAAGAAAAGGGCUGAAAUGUUUUUAGGAGGAGCAUUGGGAGACAAGAAAAAGACAAAGGGUAUCCUUCGAGAAGAGUACGAAGAUGCUGAUCUGCUGCUUUUAUGGAUAAUAUUUUCGACUCAGUUAAUGGCAGUUCUCUUACGCCGUCACGACUUAUUACACUACAGGGCAUACAGCGCAUAA